Messenger RNA from Epinephelus lanceolatus (giant grouper), 3574 nucleotides. It is a transcript of the gene cacnb2a, whose product is annotated as calcium channel, voltage-dependent, beta 2a. Gene Ontology annotation, cellular component: voltage-gated calcium channel complex. The record is from RefSeq and is a predicted model, not a curated record. Gene Ontology annotation, biological process: calcium ion transmembrane transport. Gene Ontology annotation, molecular function: voltage-gated calcium channel activity; protein binding. Lineage: Eukaryota; Metazoa; Chordata; Actinopteri; Perciformes; Serranidae.
AUCACUGAGAGAGCGUGCAGGACACGCACUGACGAGACACAGAGAGUGAGAAAGAGGGAGCUUGCAGCACCUGAGAGGCAGCAGCUUCAUUAGCAUCAGGGGGAGAGUCGCUCACAGGCAGCCACACCAGGACUCGUGUAGACAAACUGCUGUUAUCCAUCGCUUGUGGAGCAGCACGGGGAGGCACCAGCGGAGGAGGAGGAGGAGAUCGAGGCUGAAGCCAGAGCUUGAGCGAGAGGCUGAGAAGCAUCGCUGCCACCUGACUCAUACUGGGAGUCAGCCUCGGCACCUGCAGCAGCAGUCUGAGCACUCAAAGAGACUGGGGCAGACAGAGAGAGAGCUGCUGAGAUUAUGCGCGGGGCAGAGAGCUCCUGUGGAUUCCCCAUCUUUGGCAGCGGCAGCAGCAGCAGGAGGAUCAGGAGCUGUGGCUCUACAGAUAGCAGCAGAGCUAGCUGGAGCUGCAGCAAAACAAGGAGCCCCAACUUCAAGGCUAUUAAUACACCCAGAGAUGAAUGUAGCAUUUACAGCCAAGGUGUAACAGGAACCAGCUGUCCAUGGUGCCACAGUGUUGAAUGUACCUGUAGCCAGAGCAGUGACGGUCGCUGCAGCACUGGUGCAAAAGUGACCACAGUAGUGCAGUCAGGUGUAGUUGUAGCAGUAGCAGUGGGGGGCAGCGGCUCAGGACACUGAAUGACCAGUGUGGCUGAUGAAGGCCACCUGGAUCCGCUUGCUGAAACGAGCCAAGGGAGGUCGCGUCAAGAGCUCCGAUGCCUGUGGUUCGGCCGACUCCUACACCAGCCGUCCAUCAGACUCCGAUGUGUCCCUCGAGGAGGAUAAGGAGGCAGUGCGCAGAGAGGCAGAGCGACAGGCUCAGGCACAGCUCGACAAGGCCAAGACCAAACCAGUUGCAUUUGCUGUCCGCACAAAUGUCAACUAUAGCCCGUGUCACGAUGACGAUGUCCCUGUGCCAGGCAUGGCCAUCUCCUUUGAGGCUAAAGACUUCCUCCAUGUCAAAGAGAAAUUCAACAACGACUGGUGGAUAGGACGCCUGGUGAAGGAAGGCUGUGAAAUCGGUUUUAUACCCAGUCCAGUGAAGCUUGAAAACACGCGUAUCCUCCAGGAGCAGAGAGCCAAACAGGGCAAGUUCCACUCCAGUAAAUUGGGAGCAAACUCAUCCUCUAGUUUAGGUGAAGUGGUUCCUAACUCAAGGAAAUCUACUCCUCCUUCGUCUGCCAUUGACAUAGACGCCACAGACUUAGACCCCGAGGACAAUGAGCUUCCAGUCAACCUGCGCUCCCCUAAAGCCAGUCCAAACACUGUCAUGUCACCCCUAGCAAAAGAGAAACGAAUGCCCUUUUUUAAGAAGGCGGAACACAUACCUCCGUACGACGUUGUGCCUUCCAUGCGGCCCGUGGUUCUGGUUGGACCGUCACUGAAGGGCUACGAGGUGACAGACAUGAUGCAAAAAGCACUGUUUGACUUUUUGAAACACAGAUUCGAGGGAAGAAUAUCAAUCACUCGUGUCACGGCGGACAUCUCUCUUGCCAAACGCUCAGUCCUGAACAAUCCCAGCAAGCAUGCCAUCAUCGAACGCUCCAACACACGCUCAAACUUGGCUGAAGUCCAGAGUGAGAUUGAGCGGAUUUUCGAACUGGCCCGCACGUUACAGCUGGUUGUUCUGGACGCCGACACCAUCAACCACCCGUCACAGCUCGGAAAGACUUCCCUCGCCCCCAUCAUUGUCUACGUCAAGAUCACCUCUCCCAAGGUGCUGCAGAGGCUCAUCAAGUCCAGAGGCAAGUCUCAGGCCAAACACCUCAAUGUCCAGAUGGUGGCUGCUGACAAGCUGGCUCAGUGCCCUCCUGAAAUGUUCGACAUCAUCCUCGAUGAGAACCAGCUGGAGGAUGCAUGUGAGCAUAUGGCUGAUUACCUGGAGGCCUACUGGAAAAGCACUCACCCCACCAGCUCCAGCCCCCCCAACCCACUGCUAACGAAGCUGCCCACAGCCACCCUGCCCUCCAGCCCGGCCCCAGUUUUUGCCGUGCAGGGCAGCAGUGCUGAGCAGAAAGGAGACAAAGCAUUAGUGGAGAGAAAGGGCUCCAGAGAGGAUCACCAGCACCAUCAUCACCAUCACCACCACCACCACCAGAGCCAGGACCAGGCUGAUGCCGAUGCAGAGGCUGAGGGGGAGGGCAAUGAGGAGGAGAGGCCUCUGAGGACAGAGUCCUCUAGGAGAGCCCAGCACAUCCACCACCGUUCGUCUUCCACCAGGACUGAGCACCACAACCACCAUCACCACCACCACCACCACACCAACCGAACCCGGGGCCUCUCCCGGCAGGAGACUUUGGACUCGGAGACCCCCGAGAGCAGAGAGAGCCGAGAGAGCAAGGACUCUGCUUAUAUCGAGCCACGCACACAGCUCCUCCACCAGGAAGAGGAGGAGGAGGAGGAGGAGGAGGAAGAGGAGGAGGAGGAAGAAGAGGAGGAUCUGGGGGAGGGGCACCCCCAGCAGCAACAGCGUUACGAGCCACUGCCCCACCGGGACCACAACCACCAUCACCACCACCACCAUCACCGCGGUGGGGCGGACGAGGCUGGCCACAGCACAGGACACCACCGUUCAAAGGAGCGCGAACAGGACCAUAAUGAACGGAACAAACAGCGCUCGCACCACCACCGGCCAGCACGUGACCACCACCACCACUACUAUGACCGGGACAGAGACAGGGACCGAGAGGGGGAGGUGGCUCCCAAAAAGAGGGGUGACGCAGGGGAAUGGGCCAGAGACUCCUACAUCCACCAGUGACAGACCAAAUCCCUCCUGAAGCUCAUCUGGACUCGUAACCAUUCUGUUCUCCCAUCGUGCUGCUAUACCCUGAAACCACAGCAUCCUAUUUAUGUACACUUCCUUUGUAAAUGCUGUUGCAUCUUUUUCAAUGGCAGGAUUUUGAUUACAUAGAUACAAAUAUAAAUAUAUAAAUAUAUGUAUGUGUGUAUCUAUGCAUAGACGUUGUUUAUGUGUGGAUAUGCAUGAAUAUUCUCAAAUAUGCAUAUUUUAAACCUGUGUUUGAUAAAGCAUGACACAAAAGCAGAAUUAUUUUCUGUACUGAGCUGUGCUUUCUGUGAUUAGCAUUUUUAUUUUUAUUAAUUUGUUUUGCUUGCUACCACUUGAAUAAUUUGUUCCUUCAGACUACUGCUAGGGUUGACUGCAACGGUUGACUAACCAAGUUAGUUUGAUGCUGUAUUUGCAGAGGUCUUUUGUUUAAAACAAGAGUUUGGCAUUUGGGAAAAUAAGCUCAUUCGCUUUCUUACUGAGAGUUACACUCAGUUGCCAGAUUAUUAGGUACACGUAGCUAAAACAAAUGCAAUCUAAGAAAACAGUCCUGCAGUAAAUCCUGACUUCAUGAAGGUCACAAUGUUCAGCUUUUCUUGAAAUUGAAUUUUAGAAUCAUUUUGCAAACUGCAAUCUGAUUAUAUAACGUAUGGUUUUACUGGCAGGCGUUUCCAUUAUUUUGUCCACCCUAUAUCAGUGAGGGUGGUCUAAAUCAGUGGUUCCCAACUGGUGGGUCGC